ACGCGCUGCAUUGUGGGUAUGGUUAGCGGAAGUACGCAAGUCGUGGUGGAAGCCCAAGGUGGAGUCGUGUUUUGGAUGUAAACUCGGGGGUUUUUAAACUUUAAAAGUGUAAGUUUGGAGGAAUGCGGGGCGAAGAGUCGUCCGAUUCUGAGUCGGGGAGGAUGGAGGAGAGUUCGGUCCGGAGGAGUCUGGAGACGUUGUGUCAGGAGCUGAACAUGGACGAGCAGACUGCCACAGAAACCAUGGAGAACUUCACGGCCAUCUGGAACACGUACACACUGGAGGGAGAGGUGGUCCACUGGCUGGCCUGUUCACUGUAUGCAGCCUGUAGGAAGGGCUCCACCCCCACAGUGGGGAAAGGCUUGAUGGAGGGGAACUGUGUCUCCCUCACCAGGAUCCUCCGCACCGCCAAACUCAGUCUGAUCCAGUUCUUCUCUAAGAUGAGGAAGUGGGCCGACAUGGCCAGCCUCUCCCAGAACUUCAGGCUGCGCAUGGAGCGGCUGGAGCGCAACUUUGAGGUUUCUACGGUGAUCUUCCGCAAGUUUGAGCCCAUCUUCAUGGACAUGUUUCAGAACCCGCAGGGAGGGGAGCCGCCACGGCAACCGCGCAGCAGGAAGCACAGGAGACUGCCGUGUCACAUCAGCGAUGUGUUCAAGUUCUGUUGGACUCUGUUUGUCUACACCAAAGGUAACUUCAGUAUGAUUGGAGAUGACCUGGUUAACUCGUACCACCUUCUGCUUUGCUGUCUGGACCUGGUGUUUGGAAACGCUCUGCUCUGCUCCAACAGGAAGGACCUCAUCAACCCCACAUUCAGAGGUCUGCCGGCCCUGUACCGCGCUGACGGCCACGUUUCAGCGGACGAGCCUCCCCCGUGUGUGUUGGAGAGGUUGUGUGAGCUGCACGACGGGCUGGUGGUGGAGGCCAAAGGCAUCAAGCAGCACUACUUCAAACCCUACAUACAGAAACUGUACCAGAAGCAGAUCCUGAAAGGCAACGAGGUGCAUUUGACAGAACUGUUGGAUCCUCAGAGCUUCCUUGAUAACAAUAAAGCCAUAAACAGGGAGUAUGAGGAGUACGUGUUGACCGUGGGGGAUUUUGAUGAGCGGGUGUUUCUGGGAGCCGAUGCCGACGAGGAAAUCGGGACUCCGAGGAAGAUUGUUCAGGAGUCUUCUGCCAGCCAGACGAACGCUCAGAGCCAGCUGCAACAACAUGUAGAGAAGUCGGGCUCUCUCGCUCCCUCCACCCCUCUGACGGGGCGAGUCUACCUGAAGGAGAAGGACCUGCUGGUCACGCCCGUCUCCUCGGCGACGCAGAGUGUCAGCCGGCUGCAGAGCAUGGUGGCCGGGUUGAGGGCGGCCCCCAGUGAAAACCUGCUUCACAUCUUCAAGUCUUGCUCCAGAAAUCCCACAGAGUCCAUACAGAGCAGAGUCAAGACACUGGGACAAACCUUCAAAGAACAUUACACCAACGACUCAGAGGACAUGCCCGGCUCUCAUAUAGACUUUGCAGAGAACCGUCUAAAGCUGGCUGAGAUCCUCUACUACAAGAUCCUGGAGAACGUCAUGGUGCAGGAGACCAAACGGCUGCAAGGCAAAGACAUGAGUGUGUUAUUGGAGCAGGAUAUCUUCCACUGCUCCCUGAUGGCAUGUUGUCUGGAGGUGGUGUUGUUCUCCUACAGCUCCCAGAGAACCUUCCCCUGGAUCAUCAACAUCUUCAAGCUGACCCCAUUCUACUUUUUUAAGGUGAUCGAGGUGUUUAUCCGCUCAGAGGAAGGCCUGUCCAGAGACAUGGUGAAGCACCUGAACCUGAUCGAGGAGCAGGUUCUGGAGAGCAGAGCGUGGAGCGCAGACUCUGCCCUGUGGAGCGUCUUGCAGGCUGCUGGGAACAAGGUCCCCACCGUGGAGGAGGUAAAUUUUUCCUCCAGUCUGGACUCUGGUUCUGGUUCUACUAGCGGAGGUCAGUCCCACCUGCCUCUAGUUGCCCUCUCCCCCAUCAUCCACCCCCGCAUCAGGGAGUUCAGAUCAGGCCUGGGCAGCGCACGCAAAGAUGUGCCUCCCUCCCCGCUUUCGGUCCAUGACAGGUACAGCUCCCCGGCAGCUGGCAGCGCUAAACGCCGGCUCUUUGGUGACGACCCUCCAGCCCGAACCCCAGGGGUGGUCCCCAUCGGGAGCCCCAUGACGUCACCGGCCAAAAGGUUGACUUACGGCUCAAGCGGCACCCUGAGGAUCGGACCUCAGGGCGCCCCUGCCACCGUCCUCAGUUUCCCACUGCAAGGUUUGAAUAACGACCGUACUAUCACACUGAUCCCGGUUCAGCCGUGCGACUCCUCUGGAACCAUCACGGCUCAGUUCCUGCUGACCGCCUCGCCGAGCCGCGCCACCAUCGCCUCUGCAGCUCCCCCAGCCCCCGAGCCCCAGGCAGGCAUCAGCCGGCCGCGACGUACCGGCUCACUCGCUCUCUUCUUCAGGAAGGUGUACCACCUGGCCAGCGUACGUCUGAGGGACCUGUGUGUGAGGUUGGACGUCUCGUCGGAGCUGCGAGGGAAAAUCUGGACGUGCUUUGAGCACGCUCUGGUGCACUGCACUGGUCUGAUGCGGGACCGACACAUCGACCAGCUGCUGCUGUGCAGCGUCUACAUCGUAUCCAAAAUCACCAAAGAGGCGGUCACCUUCCAUGACAUCAUGAAGUGUUAUCGCAGCCAACCACAGGCCAGCAGCCAUGUGUACCGCAGUGUGUUACUGCGCUGCACUCCCAUGGAGCAGGUGACCGAUGAGAACAUGGAGGUGGAUCCUGUCUCAGGCGGCGAAUCUGCAGAGAAACCCAAUCCGGUCUCAGGAGAAGCAAAUUCAGACCAAUCAGGGGAGGAGGAGCGGGGCGACCUCAUCCAGUUCUACAACAACGUCUACGUCCUGAAGAUGAAAGGUUUCGCUCUGCGUUACGCCACCCACGAUAACCGGACGGACGCCCCUCCUCUCUCUCCGUUCCCGUCGGUUCGGGCUCAGCCUCUCUCUCCUCGUCGGGUUUCUCAGAGACACUCGCUGUACGUCUCCCCCCACAAGAACUCUGCAGGCUGCCUCACCCCCAACUCCUACACCUACAGGAUCAACAGCAGCCCGUCCAAGGAGUUAUCCGACAUCAACCGGAUGAUGCAGGGCUCGGUGAGCCGGAAGAGGGCCUUCACCAUGGAGGGGGACGUGAUGAUGUCAUCCGGCGUGGACUCCCCCAGUAAGAGGGCGUGUCCAGAGAACGGCAGCAGCCCACGUGCUGGAGAGGUGCCGGACGUCGUGUCGGAGCGCCAGAGCCACUGACGGGCCGCCAGGCGC
Molecule: messenger RNA, 3323 nt
Organism: Etheostoma spectabile (orangethroat darter)
Lineage: Eukaryota; Metazoa; Chordata; Actinopteri; Perciformes; Percidae
Gene: rbl1
Product: retinoblastoma-like 1 (p107)
Biological process (GO): regulation of transcription by RNA polymerase II; negative regulation of G1/S transition of mitotic cell cycle; cell differentiation
Cellular component (GO): transcription regulator complex; nucleus; chromatin
Molecular function (GO): RNA polymerase II transcription regulatory region sequence-specific DNA binding
Source: RefSeq, a predicted model, not a curated record